AUGGCAGAAACAAUUCUUUCUAACGAGCCAAAUCAUGAUACUUCAGAAACCUCAAAACCUACAUCAAAACCUCAAACUUCUACUGAAAGUAAACGAUCUUUGCGUAGAAAUCGUCCCGGAACUAAACAUGAAGAUGCUUACCAAUUUCCUUAUAUUUCACUAGAACAAAUUGAUUCUGCUUUUGCGUUACAAGAAUAUCUACAGUCAUUGAUAAGAGCCGACAAAGAUAACCUGGAUGCUCUAGUAGAAUUACCUCCGGGACAAGAUCAAGAGACUUGGCAAUAUGAGCAUUUGAGUGUUUAUACUCGAUCAAAUUAUAUUAAUUUUCAACUGGAAGCUGAAUGCACUCGUCAGUCUUGCCCCGAGAUGAAAGCUGAUGAAUGGCAAUACCUUUGCGCUGCACACCAAGCUCCAACGAAUUGUUGUGCGAUUGAUUAUAUUGUACAUACGUUAGAUGGAGCAACGACUUUAUUAAACAGUCACAAAUAUUUUCCGAGCAGGAUAUCCAUUCCUGAGACAUCACUGAAACAUUACCAGUCUAUCGCAAGACGACUUUACCGAAUAUUCGCACAUGCAUGGUUUCAUCAUCGAGAAAUAUUCGAAGCUUUCGAGGCAUAUCAUUCUCAAUUCAAUGAUAGGACUGAAUUUCGAACAGUAGGUAACAUGGCGUUGUUGCCUAUAAAGACAAAAUUAAGAGGUCCACCAUCCUUAGCACCCGCUCCCCCAGCAGAGGAUGAUGUCAUUGAUGAAGCAUUAGACCUUUUUAGAGCCAAUUGUUUAUUUCGAAACUUUGAGAUAAAAGGCAGUGCGGAUAGAGUUUUGAUUUAUUUGAUCUUAUUUAUUAGUGAUUGUUUGUCUUGUUUGAGUAAAGCAGGAAAAAAUACAUCACAAAAAGAAGCUGUAAAGAUAUUGAAUAGUCGUGCUUUAGAUCAAUUUGCACUUCCUGGAGAUCCAACUUUUCCAUUGAAUGCUUUAUAUACUUCACCUGGUAGCGAUGCAGGUUCGAUUAUCUAA
Messenger RNA from Funneliformis caledonium, 1014 nucleotides. Lineage: Eukaryota; Fungi; Glomeromycota; Glomeromycetes; Glomerales; Glomeraceae. The record is from the annotation of a GenBank genome assembly.